GCACCCCCCUUACCUAUGUCACGAUUGAACCUUAACGCUUGGGAGCAUAACUGGGACGAGAUUGGUCGUGGUGUGCAACAAUGGAUUCUCCUGGUCGCAUUGGAAGCUGCUUUACACGAGGAAUGGCCUAAACUGCCCCUUCAGGAGAUCGGGAAGCUGACAGGAGAGGCAAAGACUAUAGUGCCGCCAGAGGGGAGAACGAAAGCCUUAACCUCGUCCUUCGAUGCUGAGGUGCGGCCCCUGAUAGACCUGGUCGACAAAUUACGUGGGUAUGGUCUGGACACAGACAUCAACCUUCCCGCCGUCGCCGUCAUCGGGGACCAGAGUGCCGGGAAGAGCUCUGUUCUCGAAGCAAUCUCUGGCGUCCAACUUCCAAGAGGGACGGGUAUUGUGACAAGGUGCCCGUUGGAGAUGCGGUUGAAGCACUCAGAGGAUGAGGACAAGUGGGAGGGAAAGAUAUUGUAUAAGGACAAGCAUGAUAUGCGCCAGGAGGAAGUCAUCCUGAACAGAGAAAGCGUCGGAGACCUUGUGCGGAAAGCACAGAAGGAAAUGACCGAUAGCGCCAAGGGAAUUAGUGAUGAACUCAUUACCCUUGAAGUGACGUCAUCAGAUGUCCCUGACCUUACCGUCAUAGACCUGCCAGGUAUCGCAAGAAACGCUGUCGAGGGUCAACCGUUUGAUAUCGAAGCGAGGAUUAAAAAUAUGAUCCGUAGAUAUAUUGGGCGCCAGGAGACUAUCAUCCUUGCUGUUCUACAGUGUAAUGUGGAUAUAGCUACUUGUGAAGCUCUCAAGAUGGCAAAGGAAUUUGAUGACGAAGGUGGAAGAACUUUGGGCGUUCUAACUAAGCCGGACUUGCUGGACAAGGGAGCCGAGACCGGUGUAAUGAGGAUCCUGAACAACAUGGAGUUUACACUGUCCAAGGGCUACAUCAUUGUCAAGUGUCGAGGUCAGGAGGCUAUAUCGGAAGGCCAGUCUUUGAAACAUGCACUGGAUGUAGAAGAAGAUUUCUUUAAAAGUCACAGACAUUUCAGCUCUUUGCGACCUUCUCAGUGGGGAAUCCCCAACCUAUCAGCGCGCCUGUCACGUGAACUGAAGAAACACAUCAAGAAACUGUUACCGGAACUGAAGGAGGAGGUGCGCCGCAAACUCCUUGAGACGGAGCGGAAGUUGCAUGAUCUCGGAGAGGAUCCACCAGAAACAGCCUCAGAGAAACGUCAGAUGGCUCUCCAGAUGGUCACCGAGUUUAUUAGCGUUACCACCUCCUUGACGAACGGACAACGCUGUAAUGACAACAAGUUUCCGCAAAAGAUUAACAACCUCUUCAGCGAUGCUCGUCGGUCAUUCGCAGAUCUGAAUAAAUGUGCUGAGCGGGAACAACCAGAUACCACGAACCGGACAUUAAAGACCGAGUUACAACAGAUGAUGGAGGCUUCCCGAGGUCGAGAGUUUUGUAAUUUUCUGGGCAAAUAUGAGCUAGUGGAAAGUUAUGCUCGGCAAUACAUCUCCAAGAUGGAAGAACCUGCACUUCAAUGCUUCGAUGACGUCCACAGAAAGACGACAGAAAUCCUGAAGAUUUUAGCAGAAAAAUGUUUUGAGAAAUUUCCUGAUUUUGCAGAGAGAGCUAAGGAAGUUAUAAUGAAGACUCGGAAACAGACCCAAAAUGAGUGCAAAGACGAAAUACUGAGGUAUUUCAGGAUGGAGAAUCUGGUGUACUCCCAGGACAAUACGUAUGGCGUCGAAUUCCGAGCAGAGGAGGAGAAGAAACGAAAGGAAGAAGAGGAGGAAAACGAAAGGAAACAGAAGAGCGCGGCAAAAUACCACGUUCAGAUAGGCUCUCAAAAUGACGAAGAUGUGAACGGUGUUGGCAAAGCAUUGAUGAGUCUAAAAACCUAUUACCAGAUUGCUGCGCGGCGUCUCUGUGACGUCAUCCCCAUGCUCAUACAGCUGCACGUGUUCCGGGAACAGGUCGAGGAAAUGCAGAUCCAGCUCAUGGACAUUGCUUCAGAUGAAAGAACCAUGGUGCACAUCCAGGAAGAUACAGACAUGGCUUAUGUUAGGAGAGAAUGCAAGUCUCGUCUCGAGAGACUGCUUCGGGCGGAAGAAGAGCUGGACAAAAUCUAGCGUUUAUCUAUCAUGCCAUUACUGGCACUUUCAUUGUUUCUGUAAAUGUAUCUUUUCUUGAAAGGCCGUUUGUAAUUUCGUUUAUUCAAAGAUUAUUCAAUGACGUUUUGUUGUUUUUCCAUUUGACGCUUUAAAGUUGUUUACGUAUUGUCCACUGAUUCUAGUGAAUUGGGAUUUAUGUAGCAUUUCUUACUACAUGAUAUCAUAUCAUUGUUUGUUUGAAUGUUCAGCUUGUAUUGUUUCAUAUUUCUUUGUUUAUGAAUUCCUACAUAUCAAGAAUCUGUAAUGCCGUCUGAUGUUCGUAUCUCACCAGGGGGGUGGUAGCGAUUAAAGAGAAUCACAUAAACACCAUAUGGAUUUCCCUGCCUUAUAGCGCCGUAUGUGUUCAUGACGACUAGUAAUGGCUAAAUACAUUAUAUAAAGCAAAGAUAAAUUCAGGGUAGUCCACGAACUUUGUAUCUCGUGUAAAUACGAAAUCACUAAAAUAACACGUGAAAAAUAGAGAAUUUUAAUUCACCUUAAUGACAUUUAGGUGUGUUUAUGUUAUGGGCUGUUUUCCGUCUGGGGAGGUAGGUAAAACCACUUUUCACAAAUUAAAUUAAUCGAUCAUUGAAGCAUAAGAUUCCACGUACUUGUUCUACUGCAUUGUCAACGUUCACAGCCAUUGCUUCUUUUAUGUAGAGAAGUUGGUUAAUCAAAUAACUGUGAACUUCACAUCAACAAUACCUACUUUCUGCCACAGGGGCUUGUAACGCUAAAAACUGCCAUCAAGGUAUAUACUGUCACUGACGGGGGACAUUUUAGUUUCUUUAUUUCCUUCAACAGUUUGUUGUUAUCACUUUUUAUCUCAUUGAAUCUAUUUCUCAAUAAACGCUGAAAUUCA
Messenger RNA from Haliotis rubra (blacklip abalone), 3004 nucleotides. RefSeq names its product interferon-induced GTP-binding protein Mx-like. Gene Ontology annotation, molecular function: GTPase activity; GTP binding; microtubule binding. Lineage: Eukaryota; Metazoa; Mollusca; Gastropoda; Lepetellida; Haliotidae. The coding region runs from base 16 to 2121 and encodes 701 amino acids. The record is from RefSeq and is a predicted model, not a curated record. The transcript is spliced from 14 exons. Gene Ontology annotation, cellular component: microtubule; membrane; cytoplasm.